Paramecium tetraurelia is the source of this 1320-nucleotide messenger RNA. RefSeq lists its product as uncharacterized. The transcript has 4 exons. The record is from RefSeq and is a predicted model, not a curated record. Lineage: Eukaryota; Ciliophora; Oligohymenophorea; Peniculida; Parameciidae. Gene Ontology annotation, biological process: protein ubiquitination. Gene Ontology annotation, cellular component: membrane; Cul4A-RING E3 ubiquitin ligase complex.
AUGAGUGAUUAAGUAUGUGAUCCUGAUAAGGGGUGUUGGCUUUUGAGUAAUUGUGAAUGGAAUGGUAUAAUUUACACUUGUGUACAUGAUCCAAUAUUGGAAUUGACACUUUAUACAGGUUUUGUUUUUUCUUUAAUACCAAUAUUUUUGGGAAUUGGUAUUUUAGGAGGCUUAGGAACAGGAAUGGUUAAAAGGCCUAUUUUAAAUCUUAUGUUAAAUUAUCCUGCUAGUAUUGCCACUUAAGUUGGUGAUUGUUUUUUAUUUGUAACAACAACAUUGAAUUCUUUGUUAUUAAUUUUUGAAAAACAUCCAGAUCAUCCAGAAUUACCGCUCGUUAACUUUGAAAUUAGUAUAAUCUUUAAUUAAACUAUUCCUUUGGCCUGGAGUGUCGGGGCUUUCCUUUAAUAAAGAAUACCUUAGUUUGCUAUAUAUCUCUUUUAACUUUGCUUUAUGCUUGGAGCAAUACCAUUUUUAUGGAAAUUCACUCAUAGCUAAAAGUAAUUAGAAAUAGAUAAGAGAGACAAAAAAGUGUUAGUAAUCGAGAAAAUAAAAACUAAAGAAGAUAUGGCAAAUGAGACAAGUUUAAAUGCCAAAGAAUUAUAACAAUAUGAGAUAUUCUAUAUUCUCAAUCAUAAGAAAAUACAGAUAAAAAAUCUGUGUUUCAUUUUUGGAUCCUUUAUAGUUAAUCAAACUAUAGUUCUUAUGAGAUCAAACAAAUUUAAUAAUUCUAUUAUUGGAAUAGAUGCUUGCACUCUUGAGAAUAACUUAAUCCUUAUUUUGAUUUUGUGUGCCAAUUGUAUCUAUACAAUCUUAGUGUAUUGGAAUAAAAGGAAUGAAGAAUUUUAUAAAGACUUAGUAUAAUAUAGACCAGAUUAUAGGUACUUUACGCCCAAAAAAACAUUUUGGUUUUAUUAUCUAGGAGGUUGUUUGGCAGGAUUUAGCACAGGAUUCAUAGGGAUGGGAGGUGGACUAAUUAUGGUUUCUAUACUAUUACAUAAAAAAAUCAUAGCCAGAGAAGCAGCUGCUACUGCAGGCUUUGGAACUUUUAUGAUUGCCCUCAAUAGUUUAAUCUAACUGUUUUUAUAAAAAACUAUAACUACAGGCCAGAUGUUUACAUUUUUUGGGUUAGGAAUAAUUGGGUUGGCAUUUAUCACUAAACCUGCAUAUAUUUUAAUGAAUAAGUUUAAAGUUGGAUAUGUUGUGUUGAUUGUUGAUAUUAUAUCAGUGACCAAUAAUGUCCUUGCAAUCAUAGCCUUAAUUAUAAUAAAUUCUACACUUUAUGGAUUUGACAGAAUGUUAAAUUAUCAUGAACAUUGCUGA